AUGCAUUUGAUCUUAACAGGCGCCACGGGCCUUGUUGGCUCCGGAGUUCUUGAUGCCAUGCUCAAGAUGAAGGAUGUGACCAAGAUCUCGAUCCUGAGCCGGCGGCCGGUGCCAAUGGCUGACGACGCCAAAGAUCCGCGGGUCAACGUGAUAAUCAACAAAGACUUUGAGAAAUACGAUCCUACUGUCCUGUCGCAGUUGAGCGGUGCCACAGGCUGCGUAUGGGCGCUCGGCAUUAGCCAGACGCAGGUCGACAAAGAGCAAUACGUCAAGAUCACCAAGACGUUUGCAGUCGAGGCAGCAAAGGCGUUCGCGAUCUUACCACCCAAGGACGAGCCGUUUAGGUUUGUAUACGUCUCCGGCGGAGGAGCGACAGUUGAGCCCGGGAGAUUCACACAGAUAUUCGGUCGCGUCAAGGGCGAGACGGAGCUGGAGCUUGCUGAAUUGCGCAAGAACAACCCACUCCUGCAGACAAUGUCGAUGCGGGCAGGCUGGGUUGACCCCUCUGCUCAUGAAGCUAUCAAGCCGUACAUCCCUCAGCAGUUUCUAGCUCUCAGGAUAGGCGGUGCUUUGUUGGGUCCGCCGAUUCGCGCGUUCGGCCGUGACAUGCUCUGGAGCCCGACCGAGUCUCUGGGUGGUUUCCUGACAGAGAUGGCCAAGGGCACGUACGAUGACAAAUAUGUGCCUGGCAAGUACUUAUACAAGCUCGGAGACUUUCCGAUCUUGGAAAAUCCGGUGCUUUGGAGUCUGUAUGGACAGAAGGAGUAA
Messenger RNA from Clonostachys byssicola, 768 nucleotides. The record is from the annotation of a GenBank genome assembly. NCBI's taxonomy places the organism in Eukaryota, Fungi, Ascomycota, Sordariomycetes, Hypocreales, Bionectriaceae.